AUGGAGGCCGAGGCGACCGAAGUUAAUGGUGGACCCGAGUCUCCUACUCCCCGGAGAGCAUGUGACCAAUGCAGACUUAGGAAGAUACGCUGUGAUAAGGAAUCGCCGUGCUCCAACUGCCGGAGCGCUAGGCGAUCAUGCAGUUCUACAGGAGCUGGCCAGAAACCCAAGGAACCACGGCAACGGGUACUAAUAUCCAGCCAAUAUGAGCGGAAGAUUGACUUAAUCGAGGAGCGGCUCGGUGGUAUUGAGACGCUUCUACGAAAUCUAAGCCCAAUUUCGGCGUCCAAGCCACCCGACACGGAAGCUUUUACACGGCAGUCGUCUGACAAGCCAACGCCGUUAUCCCCUAACAGUCGAGAUGAGUCGUCAGGCACCGUUUUCGAUCCGGAAGAUGCGGGAGACUUCGAGGGCAACUCAUCCUUAGCAGCACACACUGUCUUCGCGAGUGAGUUUCUCGAGCAUGCCGUCCAAGGGACUCCAUUACAGCAAGAAGGGAACGUCCCCAAGAUUGAUGCGGCGUUGUCGUCGCUGCGUCAUAUCUUAAACAUACAUAAGACCCAGCGUGCUGUGUCGUCGUUCCAUGAAUUUCGUACCCCCGGCUCGAAGCAGCAGCCAAAGGUUAGCUUACGAGACCUGCCCCUGCCGCCUAUGGAACUCGUAGCGGAGAAAUUACGAGAAAUGAAACAUGGCCCGGCCCCCAUGAUGCUUGCUGUCCUCUAUUGCUUUAUAGAGGUUGAUCGUUUCACCGAUCAAUGCAGGCGAGUAUAUUUUCAUACUGACGACAAUACGGAUGCGACAUACAUACUCGUCAACUCUGGCCUCGCUUAUAUGUUCUUUGAAGCGGGCCUCGGAACAAAAAACCCUGAAGAGAAGGCUCGGUAUGAUUCAUAUUACCAUAUGUGUCAAAAGAACUUGGAGGUUGCACUAUCACAACUCAACCUUCUUAUGCCGGCAACAUUGGAGAAUAUAGAGGCCUUACUUAUGGCGGCUAGCUUCUCAAUAGAUAUAUCACGGCCCUCACUGGCAUGGCUUCUUGCUUCACGUGCCGCUCAUAUGUGUAGGACAUUAGGUCUGCACCAGAUGCAUACAAUGAAAGACGACAGCCCACAGAAGAAGGCUGACAAGUCCCUAUUAUUCUGGUGCACGUAUAUGCUUGAUAAAGGGCUGUCUUUAAGACUAGGUCGGGCGUCUAUCUUACAAGAUUAUGACAUCUCGCUACCGCAUAUAGCUCCUGAAGCUAAGGCUGCGUUCCCAGGCACCGAGGUCAUGACACUAUGGAUAAAGCACGCGCAAGUUCAAGGCCGAAUCUAUGAGCGCUUAUAUAGUCCCGGUGCUCUACGGCAGUCCGAUAUGUAUCGCGUUGAGCAAGUCGGCAUAAUAGCUUUGGAACAAAAGAACCUGAUGGCGCAAAGUAUGGAGCUUUAUGCGCAGUUUAAGGCGUCCGAGACCGCUGAGGGUCGCAUGUUCGCAAUCAUGCUCAAGUCUGAUCAAGUUUCGUACCUUUCGUCGCUAGCCUUGACAUAUCGUGCGAUGCCGCCCGCGGGCACGCGCUCCCGGACCUUCUCGGAUGAAUGCAUUGACUACGCGCGAGCAGCGAUGUCAUGUCAUCAAGAGGCAAUGGGCAUGAUGGAAGAUCAGUCUCUGAAAAUUGUGUACAUCCACUGGACGAUCCUCUACGCGCCAUUCAUCCCGUUUAUCGUAAUCUUCUGUUUAGUGAUCGAGACCUCGAGCGCAGAGGACCUACAGCGACUAGGCGAUUUCGUACAGUCACUAGCGGCGGCGUGCGACUUAUCACACUCAAUUAGCAAGUUACACCAGUUAUGCCAGGUACUAUAUAAUGUCGCACAGCUGUAUAUCGAGGCCAAGGCGCAGCAACCCGUUGACCAGGACAUGGUGCCCGUAGGCAACGAAUUUAAUAUGUAUCUCAGCCAACUAGGGUUCAUGCCCAUAGACGAGAACGUAGCAAAUUUCGAUGUCAGCGAUAGCGGAAAUAUCGACGAUCAGGCGAGAUCUAUGGCGCAGACAACACAGUUAGGAGACUGGUUCUCGGGAAAUAAUUAUAUGUUAGGCCUUUUAGAGGAAGACCUUUCGGGGAUAAAUCCCUCGGGUUGGCCGUCGUGA
Molecule: messenger RNA, 2124 nt
Organism: Annulohypoxylon truncatum
Lineage: Eukaryota; Fungi; Ascomycota; Sordariomycetes; Xylariales; Hypoxylaceae
Product: fungal-specific transcription factor domain-containing protein
Exons: 7
Coding region: 1-2124 (707 amino acids)
Biological process (GO): DNA-templated transcription; regulation of DNA-templated transcription
Molecular function (GO): DNA-binding transcription factor activity, RNA polymerase II-specific; zinc ion binding; DNA binding
Source: RefSeq, a predicted model, not a curated record